Molecule: messenger RNA, 4848 nt
Organism: Symbiodinium sp. CCMP2592
Lineage: Eukaryota; Dinophyceae; Suessiales; Symbiodiniaceae
Source: the annotation of a GenBank genome assembly
AUGAGCCUCUCCUGCCCGAUUCCGUCCCAAAUCGAUGCGGUGGCUGGGCUCGAUGGUGCCACUUGCACGGCAAGUGCCGACUUGGAGAUGGCCCUGACAAGCUUGUUCUCGGAGGUUGGCUCCGUCGUUCACAUUCCUGAUUCGAGGGGCGGCGAGCCCCUCCUGGCGCUCCUUCGCCGCCGAGCAAGCUCGGAGAUCUCACUCGCCGGCACUGAUUUCAGCGGCCUCUACAAGGCCGAUCUCGGCAUGGAGGCUCUGCGGAAGCUUCGGCAAGACGCAGGAAUGGCAGAAUUUGCCUGGAGGACAUUUCUGCAGCUGCUUUCGUCGGCUUUGUCUGGUCAGGAAGGUUGCUCCACAGCAGCCAGCAGCUGUGCUGCGGGGAAACGGUUGGAGCUGCGCUUUCGCCUCGAGAGUGCCGUGCUCGCGACACACCUGGACCUGGAGGCGAUUGCGUCCAUGCCGUCGUCGACAGAGGCACAAGGCUUCUUGAAGGGCCUCCGCGGCUUCGUUCUUGAUGCCCUUGCUGCAGAGUCGUCUGCGGAAGCGGCAAAGACGUCGACAUCAUCGACCCGCUUCCCCGGCCCAAUGCCAAGUCUGUCGCAGGACCCACUUCUUACAAGAGCUGCAAGCGAGCCGCCACCAACUGCGUCAAUGACGCUCUCUAGGCCGCCAGCUGCCACCCCGCCAAAGAAGCGAGCGGCUGGUUCGCUGGUUGACCCGCACAGGCCAAGCGAGCUGGCGGCAAGCCCUUUCAGCUUUCAGCAGGUUGAGACCGUCUGCAGGCAUGGCGGGAACGCAUGGGCUUUGCGUUCGUGCACGUGUGCGAGGUGCGGCGGAGUUCAGGCUUUGUGCCGCAGACAGGGCUCAAGCUCCAACUCGUUGGAUCGAUGCCCUGUUUCCGUAUCUGCCAACAACGUAGCUUCCUCCACGUGUGGUCUGCUCCCUCUUCGCAGGUGCCCUGUAGCAAACUCCAUGGCUCUGUACACGACGCAGCAGCUGCUGCUGUCUGUUUGGGACGAGGUAUAUGUCGAAGCCGUGCUGUUGCUGUGCUUCUGCUUCGGCUUUUUCCUCAUCCGAAUUGCCCAGCGGAAGCUGGUCCGUCCGUUUAGCGAAAUGAAAUCCUCGUCGAAAGGCGAAGCCGACAAGUGUCGGACGCCGAAGGCCAGUCAGAGGUCUGACAGCCCACUUCAACCUCUGCCCCAACUCCUGCGGACCGCCUUGGACGAGCAGAACGCGAACGUGGCAGCCGAGGCCGCGAGCGCCCUGCUAUCAGCUGCGUCUCCGCCCCCUCCGUCGGACUUGGCCUCGCUCUUCGAGCUGCUCCGCCGAAGCCGCGGCCCCGAGGGCGCUGCGAAGAUGCUGAAGAGAUUGCCUCAAGGCGCUCUGACGAUCCGUUCGAUUACAGUGCUGGCACAGGGCCUCCGUGCAAACAUGCGCAUCGCUGGGCUCAUCGUGAAGUUGCAUGUGCAUUGCACGUUCUUUGCGCCAUUCCUCACAUACAAGAGAGGCUCUUUGCGGAAAUGGCGGAAGUGUCAGCACUGUCAAGGCAGCGGCGCCAUUCUGCAGCCAUUUCCUCUGGGCGGCAAGGUUUUCAAUUUCAAGGUCGUUUGCCCGGAGUGUGGUGGGGCCUGCUGGACCGUUCUUUGCACAAGCUGCAAAGGAAAAGGAAAGACCGGUCGAACCUUGAACCUGUCCUUCGGCGGAAUCGGUUUCCCGUUUGAUGUUGAAGAGAAGUGCAACCAAUGCUACGGCUGGGGAAAGUUGGCGGCAGCCCGCCACGACCCGGUAAAGCGCAAGCGUGUUGACGACAUGACAGCGCUUGAAAUGCGCGAUGAGCUUCGGAAGAUGCGCCGAAAGGUUGGUGGUACCAAAGCCGAGCUGAAAGAGAGGUUGCAGCAGGUUUUCGAAACCAACGAUCGGGGCUGGGCCAUGCGAUGCGUUCCUGAGGUGUCUUCAGGGACGUACCUUGAGAGCGGCACCUUCCGAGACGUCUUCCUGGUGACCUUCACCAAGGGGCCGCGCAAGAACCUGAAAGGUGUUUACAAGGUCUUCAAGGACGCCAAGACAGAGUCCCUCAUCGAAGAAGAUCUUCAGGCCGUUGCGGAAGCCGGUCGCAUCAUCGAGGCCUUUAACCAGUACAAUGAGGAACAUUGCCGCCAGCGCGGCCAGCCUGCUCGACGCAGAGUGUACCUGAACCAGCCCGAGGUGUGGACAUGCGGAGAUCGCAAGGUUCUCGUGGAACCUCUGAUCGACGGCACAUAUGCAAAGUUCAACUCCAACAGCGGUUGGGUGAAUGAAGGCUACAACAUGAUGCAGGCUUUGUCUCACUUCUCAUUCCACUUCUCUGAGGGGCAGCGUCUCCUUUGCGAUCUGCAGGGGGGUGGCUACGACACGCAUUACAUCCUCACCGACCCUGCGGUGCUCUCUGUCCAGAAGGAAUUUGGGGCCACCGAUGGUGGCUUGCGGAUGAUGCAGAACUUCUUUGCUUACCACCUCUGCAACGAAUAUUGUGAUUCAUCAUGGCUGCGGCUGAAGAAGCCUCGUGUCUGUGCCCCUGUGCGGUCGGGCACCUCCUUCUUCCCUCGAGGCACAGGGCGUUCCACGGCCGUGGAUGCCUUCCGCAACAAGCAGUUCCAGCGCUUUGUGCUAAAGUACGGGCCAUGGGGUGGUGAAGUGCUUUGGGCCCUGCUGCGUGGCUUCGCCAACUGUGGUGAUGCAGCCGGUCAUCGCGAGGCCGCCGAGACACUCCUCUCGAACCUCUGCCCCUCGGAGGCCUUGCUGUGUGGCCUCCUGGCACUCUGUUCCACUUCCCAGGCUGUCCGCCUUGCAGAGCAGUUCGCCUCUUUCGGUGUGGCGAGGUACGGGCCCAGCCUGCCGCUCUACAGCUCACUGCUGAAAGUCUACAGCCAAUCCAAGCUCUGGGACAAAGCCUGCGAUCUCCACGCAGACUUCGAAAAAGCAGGCAUCGCACCAGACACUGCCACCUACGGGGCCUUGAUCAAGGCCGCAGUAGAGGGCGGCCGCCAAUCCUUGGCGAGGCACUUGUUCCAGGAGUCCAAAAACCCGGAUGUCAUGAAUGUGAUGUCCAUGAUCCGCUCGGCUGGCCGGGACCGGGACGUCGCAAAGGCUUUGAGCCUUCUGGCGGAGCUUCAGAGAACGUCGGAACUCGAUGCGACCACCUACAACUGCGCAUUGGAGGCCUGUGUUGCUUGUGGGGACAGAAAGGCCGCCGAAGAUCUCAUGCAGAAGAUGACGAAAGCGGGUCACGUCGAUGUCGUGUCGUACAACACGUACAUGAAGCUGCUGCUUGCUAUGCAAGACCACACCCAGGUCAAAAUCACGCUGGAGGACAUGCGCAGCAGGGGAAUUAAGCCCAAUGUGGUGACCUACAACUCGCUCAUCAAGGCCUCACAACAGAAUCCACGGCAAUCUUGGCGGCUGGUGCAGGAGAUGCAACGGGCGGGCCUGGAGCCAGAUGCCUUCACCUGCUCGAUCUUGGCAGCAGGACUGCGACACUCUCCGACGUCGCAGGACCUGGACCAGAUCCUGGAGCUGAUGUCCAAAGGUGGGAUCGUGCUGGACGAAGUGUUGCUGAACUGCCUAUUGGAUGUCUGCAUCCGGCUGAAGGACCUUUCGAGACUACCGGAACUGCUGAGACGCUGGGAAACGACGGGACUGGCACCCUCGCCUCAUGCCAGCGUGAUGCUGAUGCGCGCCCACGGGCAUGCAAGGAACUUGCCCGAGGCCUGGCGUCUCUGGCGGCGGCUGCUUGAUGACACGGAGCUGACGGAGGAUGCCUUCAUGAGCAUGGUUGAUGCUUGCUUGGCGACCUCCGACGUCAAGGCGGCUUUGCGCGUCUUCAAGGAAUCACGGGCACUCCUUGCCGGCUUCCCAAGAGCUGCCGUGGCCUUCGCGCUGGCUGUGAAGGCUGCGACUGCGUCCCAGCAGCUGGCCGCUGCCGUGGAGCUCUACGAAGAGACCAAGGGUGCACUGCGACUCACUGCCGUCACGUACAACACCUUGAUAGAUGCAUUGGUUCGUGCAGGAGAUCUCAAGCGAGCCAUGCAGCUGUUUCGGGAUAUGGCGUGCCAGGAUACAGGGCCCGAUCUCAUCAGCUUCUCCAUCCUCAUCAAAGGCUUUGCGAGCUCCGGAGACCUCGAGACAGCGAUCCUGCUUCUGGGCCAGAUGCAGGGCCAAGGGAUUCAGCCAGACUCGAUACUCUUCAACUCCAUUCUGCAUGGCUGUGCUCGGAGUCAGAGGCGUGCUCUAACGGAAGAGGUCCUGGCUGACAUGGAGAAAGCCGGGGUUGCGCCCUCCAACUUCACAGUCUCUAUUCUCGUGAAGCUGUACGGCCGCUGUGGAGAUCUGCCGGCGGCUUUGGAGGUUAUUGAGGAUUAUCCGAAGCGCUUCGGAUUCCGGCUUAAUACGCAGGCCUACACCUGCCUGAUGUCCACGUGUAUUUGGAGUGGCGACUUACCCAAAGCCUUGGACGCGUACCAGCGCAUGCUCGAGGAUGGCGUUGAAGCAGAUGGGAAAACCUUCGAGACGCUGCUGAGUGGCUGUGUGAAGUACGGAGAGGCGAUCAGGGCCUCGCAGGUUCUGGCCGACGCCCUCAGCUGCUCAGUUCGCCUGAACCGAGAAACCCUCGAGUCGGCCGUGGUCAUGGCCCACAACCGCAACCCCGACGCUGCUUCUGAGAUGAUCAGCCGCAUGACACAGGCUGGACUCCAGCCGUCUGGUCGUCUGGUCGCCACCAUGGCCAGGGAGCCCUGCAGUGUGCGGGGCGGCCGGCACAACACACGGGGAUGGAAGAAGAUGCCCGGCCGAAUUCCCAAAAGGCAUAAUUAG